AUGUCAAACUCAUAUGACUAUACUGUUGGCUGGAUUUGCGCUAUCGAGACUGAGUAUAUUGCUGCCAGAGUAUUCCUCGAUGAAGAAUACCAAAAGCCAAAGGUGACUUCUCGAAAUGCAUUUACUGUGGGCCGGAUUGGAGAUCAUAAUGUGGUUAUUGUUCUUCUACCUAUCGGAGAAUACGGCACGGCGUCCUCCGCUAGAGCAGCAGAAGAUAUGGCGCACAGCUUUCCCAAUAUUCGGAUUGGCCUCAUGGUUGGCACUGGUGGCGGCGUGUACAGCCCAGAGCACGAUAUUCGCCUAGGUGAUAUUGUUGUGAGCGUUCCGGAAAAUGGACAAGGCGGUGUUUUCCAGUACGAUUUUGGCAAGACAAUACAAGGCCAAAAAUUUCAGUGGACUGGGUUUCUGAACCAGCCUCCCACUGUCCUUCGCUCAGCAGUUGGUGAACUUAAGGCGCGGUAUGAAAGCGAUGGCCACUCUCUGAAUGACCUGAUAACUCAAGCUCUUGCAAAGAAGCCACGACUGCGGAAAAAGUUUAGUCGCCCUAACGAGGUCAAUGAUCGGCUUUACCGAAGCGACAUUAUCCACCCUCACAAUUGCGAAGUGAGCUGUGCUGAGCAUUGUGGUAAUGAUGAGUCCCGUCUCAUCUCAAGACACGUGCGCACCGAAGAAGAGGAUAAUCCCAAGAUUCACUAUGGCCUUAUUGCAUCUGCUAACCAGUUAAUGAAAGAUGCUUCGGUUCGCGAUAUACUGAGUAUGGAAAAGGAUGUGUUAUGCUUUGAGAUGGAAGCCGCUGGGCUAAUGAAUAAUCUUCCUUGUUUGGUAAUCCGCGGAAUUUGUGACUAUGCAGACUCCCAUAAAAAUGAUGACUGGCAAGGAUAUGCAGCAAUGGCUGCAGCUGCAUAUACGAUGGAUCUACUACGUCAGGUUGGUCCCCUCGAAGAUGUGAAGAGGAUUAGAGAUAGUCUUUCAUCAGGUUAG
Molecule: messenger RNA, 981 nt
Organism: Aspergillus tanneri
Lineage: Eukaryota; Fungi; Ascomycota; Eurotiomycetes; Eurotiales; Aspergillaceae
Exons: 1
Coding region: 1-981 (326 amino acids)
Biological process (GO): nucleoside metabolic process
Molecular function (GO): catalytic activity
Source: RefSeq, a predicted model, not a curated record